UCUCAAAACAUUUAGAGGUUAGUUUGUCAUAACCUAUUUCUCACCACGUUUUUUAUCAUUAAUUCACUUUUAAUCCAAUAAAAAUGGAAUAUAUGCAAGAAAUUCAACCUGAAAACAUAAAAGGACAAAUAUUAUGUUGCGAAUGUGGAACAGCAAUCGAUCCAAACCCGACAAAUAUGUGCGUAGGUUGUUUAAGAACCCACGUGGAUAUAACCCAAGACAUUCCAAAGCAAUCGACCUUGUAUUUUUGCCGUGGUUGUGAAAGAUACCUUCAACCUCCAGCAGAAUGGGUUCAUUGUGCUUUAGAAUCAAAAGAACUCAUGACAAUUUGUUUAAAAAAGUUAAAAGGUCUUAAUAAGGUUAAACUUAUUGAUGCUACAUUUAUUUGGACGGAACCCCAUUCGAAACGGAUUAAAAUAAAAUUAACAGUUCAAGCUGAAGUUAUUGGAAAAGCUGUUUUGCAACAAGAAUUUGUUGUUGAAUUUACUGUAAAUCAUCAAAUGUGCGAUAAUUGUCAUCGUUCGGAAGCACAAGAUUAUUGGCGUGCUAUGGUUCAAGUUCGACAAAAGAGCGAGAAUAAGAAAACGUUUUUUUAUUUGGAACAAUUAAUUUUAAAACAUAAAGCGCAAGAAAAUACUUUGGGAAUUAAACCGAUUCAUGAAGGAAUCGAUUUUUAUUAUGCAACGGAAGGUCAUGCUCGAAAAAUGGUUGAGUUUAUUAAUUCUGUACUUCCUUGUAAAUAUCAACAUUCAAAAAAGUUAAUUUCUCAUGAUAUUCAUUCGAAUGUUUAUAAUUACAAAUUUUCUUAUUCCGUUGAAAUUGUUCCCAUUUCAAAAGACAGUGUUGUUUGUUUACCAAAGAAAUUAACACAACAAUUAGGUGGAAUCUCUCCAAUUUGUUUGGUCUAUCGGGUUACAAAUACUGUUCAUUUAAUUGAUCCAGCUAACGCACAAAUUGCUGAAAUAAAUAGUACAAUUUAUUGGCGAUAUCCAUUCAAUUCGAUUUGCAAUCCAAGACAAUUAACAGAAUUUAUUGUAAUGGAUAUUGAACCUAUUUUGGAAAAAGAUAAAAAAUAUUUUCCUGGUCAAGGAGCAAUAUCAACUAAGCAUGUCCCUGCUGAUGCUUGGGUCGUUAAAGCUUCCGAUUAUGGGAUUGUUUCUGAUACAAUUCAUACUCGCACUCAUUUGGGGCAUGUUUUACGAGCUGGAGAUUCGGUUUUGGGUUACAACUUACAAGAUUCGAAUGUAAAUGACAACAAUUUCGAUAAAUUAGACUCAAAAAUGAUUCCAGAUGUAAUAUUGGUUAAGAAAUUUUAUCCCGAUAAGAAAAAGAAGCAAAGAAUUUGGAAGUUGAAACAUAUUACAAUGAAUGACGAGAAUCCGUUUCAAAUCGAUAGGGAUAAUAGGGAUUAUGAUGAAUUUUUGGAUGAACUUGAACAAGAUCCGGCUUUAAGACAGAAUGUUCAUAUUUUUAAAGAUUCCACAAAAGUAAUUCCAAUUGAUAGAGAUGAUAUGAGUGAAGAAAACGAUGGAAAUGGGAUUACACUCCAAGAAAUGUUGGAUGAUUUGGUUAUUGAUGAUGUUGAAAUGGGGGAAUAAAUUUAUUCUUUAAUAAAUUAAAGUUUAUUUUAUCUUUAAA
Messenger RNA from Onthophagus taurus, 1638 nucleotides. It is a transcript of the gene Nmd3, whose product is annotated as 60S ribosomal export protein NMD3. Gene Ontology annotation, biological process: ribosomal large subunit export from nucleus. Gene Ontology annotation, molecular function: ribosomal large subunit binding. Lineage: Eukaryota; Metazoa; Arthropoda; Insecta; Coleoptera; Scarabaeidae. Gene Ontology annotation, cellular component: nucleus; cytoplasm. The record is from RefSeq and is a predicted model, not a curated record.